Molecule: messenger RNA, 534 nt
Organism: Aspergillus melleus
Lineage: Eukaryota; Fungi; Ascomycota; Eurotiomycetes; Eurotiales; Aspergillaceae
Exons: 3
Coding region: 1-534 (177 amino acids)
Source: RefSeq, a predicted model, not a curated record
AUGGCCGUGCGACCCUAUCGUCGCAGACGCUACCACUGGCCCGAACUCCAACUCAAUAUAUGGAUCAUCAUCGUCCUCGCCGCCUCCGCUAUCUGUCUCGGCAUCUUUUCCUGGUUCAUGGUCGUGCAAUCCGAACUAGAGCUCGGGAUACCAUGGCUCUUCCCCUACAUGACCGUCUCCGGCGCCCUUGGCGUCUUCUUCAUCAUCCUGAUCCUGAUCCUCGCCGCGCAACGCUUCCUCCUUCCUGGCAUCAUCAUCGUCGGCAGCUUCAUCCUCUUCGUGCUCUGGUUGACGGGUCUGAUCGAGACCUCGCUGCAAUUGUACGGCGUCGUCGGCAAUGUCAACGAUAAUUGUAAAAUCUACGUCGAUGAUAAUCAUUUCGGGGGGAAUAAUCUGCAGACGAUGGCGUGGUUGACGCAGAGUACUAUUUGUAAUUGCUGGAAGACAGCGUUCGCAUUCGAACUCGUCAACACGAUCUUCUUUCUCUGGAUGAUGAUCAUGUCGUGGCAGGUCAAUCGCGAUGUUUACCAUUGA